Messenger RNA from Suillus subaureus, 2430 nucleotides. Its product is annotated as Afadin and alpha-actinin-binding-domain-containing protein. Lineage: Eukaryota; Fungi; Basidiomycota; Agaricomycetes; Boletales; Suillaceae. The transcript has 7 exons. The coding region runs from base 1 to 2430 and encodes 809 amino acids. The record is from RefSeq and is a predicted model, not a curated record.
AUGGCAGUCACACCACGAAAGCUGGUACAUUGGACUCUUGAUGUCUCUAUCUCUGACUUUGGAUCACCAUGCUCGGAAGCGACAUCCUCCGAUUCCGUCGCGUCAACAUCCAGUCUGGAAUACAUUAACUCUCAGCUUGUAGCACAUGGGUUCGCUCAUUCACCUGGGCUCUCUUUUGAAGGACUCUCAAAUUCUGACACCGAUCAGCUGGCAAAGUGUUUGCUUGCUAUGCUAAGCCAAAGAGUGAAUGAUAUAUCUCGCGCUGAAGAUUUAUCGACCAGUUUGCGUACCCUUUCUUAUGACCACGAGCGGCUCACGGGGAUGCAUCGCUCAGCCACUGAAAGGGCAGCUAAUGCAGAGCGCGAAAUGAAUGUUUACAAGUCACGAAUUGCAACGGCCUCCAAAUCCUUGGCAGCUUCGGAAUCAGCCCACAAGCAAACUUCAGCUGAACUUCAACGGACGCGCUCCUCGUUAAUUGCUCUCCGAGCGACUCACUCAGCAGAAAUAAAAAAAAAAGAGAAAGAAGUCGAGCGCGUUAUGGAGAAAUGGUCAAAGCUUUCCGACAUGCAGACGAAGCUAUCGACUUUGACAUCAGGAUUGACCUUUCGAUGCGGCAAUGCCGACGUGGUGAGCGGGUCCGAAACCCUCGGCAAGAGGAAGGGAUACCUUGAGAUUGCUCUUGAACAAGCCGAAUCUGCUCGUGCUUCACUAGCUGAUGAAACGUUGGUGUUACAGCGGCUUGUUGUAAAUGUCGCAAACCGACUGCAGUCCGUACUACACGAACUGCGAUGCUUGGCUUCACCUUCACAGACCAGCCCGCUAACCUGUCCCGUAUUGUUCCCUUUAGCACAUCCCAACGCUGCUAAUGACAAGCUUUCUACUCUCUUCUCCUCGGCGCACAGCGUCCUCGAUGUCAUUUCAGAACGCCUGUCACAGCGAGCUACCCCACCACCAGCACCAGACUACGCCAAGGCCUCGGAUGCUCUGGAAAAUAAGCGAUUACAAGGAAUCGUUGACGGGUUGCGCUCAGAACUUGAUGAAGCUAAGAAACUCCAUGAGAGGCAUGUUAUAGAGACUCAGGCCCUCUUAAUGCAAAUUGCAUCCCAAACAUCAUCUACGGAACGCGAUACAAGGGACGAGAGCGUCGAGCUCAUGACACAGCCAGAGCGAGACUUUGCCGCUGAGCGCCUUGAGCGAAUGAAGACUGAACUUGAUGAGGAGCGGAGAAAGUUUACCGAUGCUGCUGUCAAACUUGGCAAGGAGAAAGCCGCUCUGGAGACUGAGCGCACCCAGUUCCUUGAGGAGAAGCGUUCCUGGCAUGUCGAGCAGAUGCUCACCGAUCUCCCACCAACACCUACCACAACUUCCCAACCUGCACCUCGACCGCCUCAGGCUCAUAAGAUCAAGUCGCCCCGAAAGUCGCCUAUGAAGCCCAAGGUCGUCGGUAAGGUGGCAAGCAGAAAGACCCGAGUGUCUCGACGUUCCUCGUCAUUCUCAAUCCCACCACCAAGUAAAAUGGAACCUGCUUACGAGACGGAGGUGAUUCCUAUCGCUAUUCCACUAGCCGCCUUCGAGGCAUUGGGCAAAAAGCCGACCUUGGCGCAGUCUGUUUUACCCUCAGCCUUUGUGCUCCCUCCGCGUUCACCCCGGACGUCCUUACCCCCUGUAGAGGCAUUCCUUCCUCCAGUGAUAACCACGCAUCAGACAACAUCAGUAGGAAAAUCGUGCACGUCCACUGACGCCGGGUCAGGUUUCGCUUCAAACACUGACACUUCUUCGUUAGAUUGCACGUCACCCCCUGCCCAGGCACUGGCCGCAAUACCGAAAAUUGUUCUCCCGUCACCUAAAACACCCCCUGCUCCUGUUGUGAAUACACGUCGUCCAUUCCCACUUGCGAAGCCACUCGCGCCACACAUGUCGCAUGCUUACUCGCCUGCCAAACCGAGUCCACUCUCCCGCAUUCUCAUGCUUGCGAACUCUCCUGACAGCAUGGACGGGGUAUCAGAAGAGAGCGAAGGCUCUCUGACAUCUGUUGUUCCCCCGCCCAUUGCUACAAAGAAGACAUUCCUAAGUGGAUCAGAGUCAGAUGAUAGUCCUUUGAGGGAGAAGAAGACCGAGUCAAAUGUUGUUCCUCUACCUUCCUUGAAGAACAUGCUACCUCCCGAAUCGAAGCCCUUUUCGACGAAGGAGAAGGGGAAGACCAAAGCGGAGCUUGUCGUACCUGGAAAGCUGAAGCCAGAGAAAGAAAACCGCGACAAGGUCCUCCGAAAACCACCUCCUUCGUUGCCUCCUGCUCCUCAACCAAAGCUGAAGGUCAGCAGCUCAGCUACAAGCAAGCCCGCACCAAAACUGCCUUCCGGGAAGGGUGGUGCGAGGAGGGUAUUAAUCGGAAGUGCCGAAGCCGCUCCUUUGCCUGGAUGGCGAGGAUGA